Drosophila ficusphila is the source of this 360-nucleotide messenger RNA. RefSeq lists its product as uncharacterized. NCBI's taxonomy places the organism in Eukaryota, Metazoa, Arthropoda, Insecta, Diptera, Drosophilidae. The coding region runs from base 28 to 279 and encodes 83 amino acids. The record is from RefSeq and is a predicted model, not a curated record. The transcript has a single exon.
UUGAGUAGUUUAUUUUGAGUUUUCAAAAUGCGUUACACCCUUGGAUUUUUGCUGCUCAUGGGCUUUACUUUAAUGCUUACGUCAGUUGAAAGUGCUGACUCAUCUGGAAAAUCCCGGAAUCGAGAAGAUCGUUUUGAUCUGAAGAACGAGGGCGUUGGAAGUACGGAGGCUGACGACCUCAUUUCUUCGUGUGAAAGUGCGGAGAGUGUGGAAAGCUCGAGCUGCAGGCAGAGGAAAAAUAAGUACCACAAGCGAAAGACUUUUCGAUUCGCUAUUUGAGAAAAAGAUUUCAUUUUAUAGAAUUAAAUUGAAUAUUAUUGUAUUUAACAUAAAUUCACUAAUAAACCGUUUUUUAAUUUA